Messenger RNA from Aedes albopictus (Asian tiger mosquito), 3550 nucleotides. It is a transcript of the gene Golgin97, whose product is annotated as golgin subfamily A member 1. Lineage: Eukaryota; Metazoa; Arthropoda; Insecta; Diptera; Culicidae. The record is from RefSeq and is a predicted model, not a curated record. The transcript is spliced from 8 exons. Bases 713 to 2740 code for a protein of 675 amino acids. Gene Ontology annotation, cellular component: Golgi apparatus.
CAUCAUCACCAUCACCCCACAACAACCAAAACGUCAAAAAGUGGCCUUUCAUCCAUAUGAAAAUUCAUCAUCCGUUCGGUCGUGUUCUUCUACUAUAAGCCGACGAAAAAAAGUAUUAUAAUUGUUUAAUUUACGUGUAUAGUGCAGUUGCACAGCAUCCAUUUCUAGUCAUUUGUGCUGUGGUCGUCGUCGACCCGUAGUAGUGAAAAGCUAUUCCAAUUCCCGUUUGUGCCAUUCCGUAGGAUUACAACAUUGUGUUUCUCCACGGCGAAAAAAAAGUCCCUUUGCUUUGGUUUUUUCAUUCCCAUCGAUUGUGUGUAUGACGAGCGCACCUUCAACACGAUCAAGUGUGACCGAAAACAGGUUGUUCUUAUCAGCGAGGGAAAAAGUUCGAAUUUACCAUUCAUAGAAUGGUUCUAUUGUGCUCGGAGUGAUUAGUGUGGUGUGAAGUUGUAGAACGUAGUUCGUCGGCGGAAUUCGAGCAAACAGGACGGGCCUUGAAGCAGCUGUCGAUUUGCGAAACGCGCUCGGUCUCGGUACAAAGCGAUCCAUUGAAGGUUGCACUUUUACUUCGGUGGAUGAGUUGAAUAAUGUUUUGCAAUAGCCUUCGCCGUCGUCGAUCGAUCGAACGCAGUGGCAAUUUGGAGGGCGACUGUGAGAGCGUUUGAGGAAGCAGCUUCCCCGAGGGUUCUAUAAAGGGUUGUAAGCGAUCAUGUUCGCUUCGUUGAAGAACAAGAUCAAGGAGGAGACCGGAAGCGAUGUUAGUUCAUUGCCACCGAGGAGCUCGCAGGUGGACAACAUGUCGAUGGUGUCCGGUCAGCGGUUCCGGAGGAGCCGGGGAGAAUCGUUGACCAGCAUGGCAUCGAUGGAUGAGUUGAGUCUGCUGGAGCAGAAGGAUGCUGAACUCAGUGCGACAAGGAUUCAGUUGCAGGAGCUGGCCGUUCAAUGCAACGAACUGAAAGAGCAGAUGCGCUCGUACGAGGAAGAGAAGAUCCGGCUGGAAGAGGCUAACAAGCUGCUGGAGGAGUCGAUGAAGGUGGCGCAGGUGCAGAAGGACUUGCUCUGUGAAGAGCAGGACAAGAUCCAGAACCUGCAGCAGCAGGAGAUCUCGAAGCUGAAAAGUAUGCUGUUGUUCAGAGAACAGGAAGCGGUCGAUCGGAUAUCGCACCAGAAGGCGGCCGAGCAGCAGGUGGAAAGCUUGAAGCAAGAGCUCGGACGGGUGCGAGGGAUUGAACCGAUGAUCGAGGAUUUACAGGACGAGCUCGAAAACAUUCGGCACUCAACCAGCAUCGAAAAGAAUAACCUCCGAUCGACGCUGGCAACCGUCGAAGAGGAGAACCGACACCUUAAAAGCCGUAUUCAAGUCUUAGAGGAAAGCCGCGCAUCGCUCACAACCGGGACCACCGAUGACAAGUUCCGCGCCCUGCUGCAGGAGCGAAAGUUGCUCGAACAACGCCUCGAAGCAACCCAUCUGCACCUGUCGGACAUCAAGAGCACCUGGAGCGGUCGGAACCUGGCCCUGGAAACGCAAGUCAAUCGACUCUCCCGACAGGUCGCCGAAGAAACCCGCGAAAGACAUAGUGCUCUCAAGCUCAAAGACGAUCUCAUCGAAAAAGUCAAACAACUGGAGUUUGAGCUGGAAAAGACUCGAAACGAAGUCACCCAAAGGGACAAUAAGAUUACAUUAAUGAGCGAAGAAAUCGACGAGCUGAAUUCCGCUCUGAGGGAGGCCCGGGAGCAGCAUGAAGAGGAAGUGACGUUCAUGAACUGCAAGCUCGAACAACUUCAGGGAGAGAUGAACAACAUCAAAACCAAUCUCACCGAAACCGAGCAGAGGUUACUGGAAUCACUGGAAGGCUCCGAUCGGUCCAUGAACUCGUACAAAUCGCAGAUCUUGCAACUGGAGGAUAGCGUGCGUGCACUGGAUGGGCAACUGUCGAUGGAGAAACAAGAAAAACUGUCGAUAUUGAUGAAAAAUGCGGAAAUCUCUCAGAAAGAGGAGAUUUUGCGAACGGAGCUUCGACAAGAACAGGAAGAAUCACAAGAACUGCACGAGAGGGCGACUCUACUGCAAAGGGAGUUAGAUAAAAAAUUGAACACCGUUAACGAGCUUCGCAAGCAAAUCGACGAGUUGAUGAGCACCAAUCUCGAACAAAAUGCGAAACUUGCUUCGCUAGAUAGCCUACACGCGGAACUGAUCGAUAAAAAUAAGAUCAUAAAAAUCCUAAACCAACGGCUAGUCGACAUGAAGAAAACUCUACAGGAGGAGAUAAACAAUAAUAACAACAAUACCACAACGCUCUCACCACAUUCCAAAUAUCCCGAUCACAUCUACGAACGGGCCAACUCGAGGGAAAAACAGGAACCUGCUGGACCCAAACAGCAAAACGGUGCCAUUAGUCACGCUAGUAGUAACAACUGUAGUAAUAGUAGCCAUAUUAGUAACAAUAGCGUCGCCACUAAUCCCCACGCCGAUCAAAACGGCACCCAGAAAGCCAGCAGUGGGACGAUCGUCAUGGAUGAAGUGAAUUUUCGCUAUUUAAAACAUGUGAUAAUAAAAUUUCUCACUAGUCGAGAGGUGGAAGCGCGACAACUUGUCAAAGCCGUGGCAACGCUGCUUCAGCUGUCCUACGAGGAGGAGAAACUUCUCCAGAACACGCUCACGUGGAAGAUGAGCUGGUUCGGCAGCCGACGUGGUCAGCAUUCUCAGAUCUCCCUGUCAACGAUACCACCAAGUUAAGAUAACAAUACCCAACACAAGAGUCAGUGAUCGGAAUAUUUCUACAUAGGUUUUUAGAGUCUACCCAAAUCUGUUGCAAUGUCUAUUCUUCCCGGCUCUCUUACACAAGAAUUAAAACUAUAUAUGCAGUUAAGUAUGAUGGCAAUACAUGAAAAAAAAGAGUUGCAAGAAGAUAUAAAAAUACUGAAAUUUCAAUUAUUUCAAGCACAAAAACUGAAACAUAAUCAAAUACCUAGCUCCAGACAACACUAUAUCAUAAACAAAAUGUAGUAAUCUCUUCACGACUAAAAAGCUACACUUAAGUUAUCCCUCUUGGAAGUAUUAUCAACAGUCCAUCACCUCCUAGAAAAAAAAGUAUACAUAUUAUAGUAGCUUUCGAAGCUUCAGCAUUUCGGCAUACCUGAUUUACAUUCCUACUAUUUAGCUUAGUGUUUUAUUUGUUUUUUUUUACGAUACUUGUUAUGUUUAUGUCAAAUUUUAUCUCCUGCAUCGACGACACCAUUAAUGAUUUCGCCUGCAUCUCAAGCCAUGUAUUGUGUGAUUUGUUUUUAGUUUCUUAGACUGAUGCAACCGGAAGCUUGAAAGAAAUAGCUUCUAGCCACAGCUUUAUCAAGAGCGUCAUAAAUCUUUGACAAGGUCGUUAUAGGUACUAGCUGAUGAGAUGAGCAGUAUUGAAGCGUAGAAUGAAAUGGCUAAAAAACGCGGAACGAAUGAAACAGCAUUAUCGAAUGUGUUUAUACCUACUUUGCGAAAUGGGCGUAGAAACAAAUAAAGGCUAAACCAGAAAUGGAGAAAAAAAAACUGAUUAAA